GCAGUCGGUGGGUAACACUUGACACAGUCAUAUCGUGAACGUUCAACUCUAUCCAUCAUAAAUAGCAAAAUAUUAAUUAAAAAAAAAAAUAAUAGUAAUUCAUUUAAUAAAUAAUAAAUAUAAUCUUUCAUCAGUGAAAGUAAAUUAAACAAAAAAACCAACAAAUAUUUUCGUGUAAAUAAUAAAAUUUAUUAUAAAUUAAUCAACUCGUUAAACGAUAAAUAUUUAAUUGAAAAAAUAUUAAUUUUAAUUAGCUAAAAAGUUCAUCAAUACAAUAAACUAUUUUACAAAAUAAUGUAAAAUAAUAUUUAAAUUACUUUAUAAUAAUUAAACAGCAAAAAAGAAUUGAGCUAAUAGAAAAUUUUAGAAAUUAAAUAAUUCGAAAUGACUGUCACUGAAGAAAAAUUACCAUUGGUAUUAUCUGGUCCAUCAACAUCAGCUGGUAAUCAACGAGCUUCGUAUAAUUCUGUUUCAAUACAUGAAGCAAAAAUUAAUGAUCCAAAUGAUUUACGAGAUAAUUCAGAGACUGUUUUACGAAUGGAUUCAAUUUUAUCAUCAAGAACAACAUCAAAUUCAAUUAAUCAAGGUCCUGAUAAAAUAACAUAUACAUGGAGUGAAGUUAAUGGAUAUGCAACAACAAAUAAUGGACGUACUUGGAAUAGUUUAUUUUAUCGUAAAAAACCAAUUGAACAAAAACACAUAUUAAAAGAUGUUUGUGGUGUAGCAUAUCCUGGUGAAUUAUUAGUAAUAAUGGGUUCAUCAGGAGCUGGUAAAACAACUUUAUUAAAUGCCUUGACAUUUAGAUCAAGUAGAGGUGUUACUGUAUCUGGUACAAUGGCUGCAAAUGGUAAAAGAGUUACAUCAAGUGUACUUACAUCAAGAACAGCUUAUGUACAACAAGAUGAUUUAUUUGUUGGUACAUUAACUGUACGUGAACAUUUAUUAUUUCAAGCAAUGGUUAGAAUGGAUAGACAUAUACCAUAUUUACAACGUGUCAAGAGAGUCAAUGAAGUUAUAUCUGAAUUGGCAUUGACAAAAUGUAGAGAUACUAAUAUUGGAAUACCUGGAAGAGUUAAAGGUUUAUCUGGUGGUGAAAUGAAAAGAUUAUCAUUUGCAUCUGAGGUACUUACUGAUCCACCACUGAUGUUUUGUGAUGAACCAACAUCUGGACUUGAUUCAUUUAUGGCACAUCAAGUUGUUUCUGUUCUCAAAGCUUUGGCAGCCAGAGGAAAAACAAUUAUUGUAACACUUCAUCAACCUUCAUCUGAAUUAUUUACUCUAUUUGAUAGAAUUCUUCUUAUGGCUGAAGGAAGAGUUGCAUUUAUGGGAAGUCCUGAAGAUGCUUGUGAAUUUUUUAAAAAUAUGGGAGCAGUAUGUCCAAGUAAUUACAAUCCAGCUGAUUAUUUUGUUCAAGUAUUAGCUGUUGUACCAGGUAAAGAAUCAUCAUGUAGACAUACAAUAAAUUCAGUUUGUGAUGAAUUUCAAAGAAGUGAACAAGGUAUAAAAAUAUCAAAUGAUGCUGAAAUGAUACAAGGAGAAUUUGAAGAAUCACUCAGAGAAUCAUCAAAUAAAACUGGUAAUAAUCAAACAUCAUCAUCACCUUACAAAGCAUCAUGGUGUGAACAAUUUCGUGCUGUAUUAUGGAGAUCCUGGUUGUCUGUUAUCAAAGAGCCAAUUUUAAUUAAAGUCAGGCUGCUUCAAACAUUGAUGGUGUCUUUGUUAAUUGGAUUAAUUUAUUACGGACAAAAACUUGAUCAAGAUGGUGUUAUGAAUAUCAAUGGUGCAUUAUUUAUAUUUUUAACAAAUAUGACAUUUCAAAAUGUAUUUGCUGUCAUAAGUGUAUUUUGUGCUGAAUUACCAAUAUUUUUACGUGAACAUCGUAAUGGAAUGUACAGAACAGAUAUUUAUUUUAUUUGCAAGACUCUUGCUGAGGCACCAAUAUUCAUUGCAGUACCAUUUCUUUUUACAACAAUUGUCUAUCCAAUGGUUGGUCUGUAUCCAGAUUUUAAUCAUUAUCUUGUUGCUGUUGUUGUGAUGAUUCUCAUAGCCAAUGUUGCAACAUCAUUUGGAUAUCUUAUUUCAUGCUCAAGUACAAAUAUUUCAAUGGCAUUAUCUGUUGGUCCACCUGUUAUCAUUCCAUUUUUAUUAUUUGGUGGUUUUUUUUUAAACACAGCAUCUGUUCCAUCAUAUUUUGAGUGGUUUUCUUACUUGUCAUGGUUUCGAUAUGGUAACGAGGCACUUUUAAUUAAUCAGUGGUCAGAGGUUGAAACAAUAGCUUGCACAAGAAGUAAUGCGACCUGUCCCAAGUCAGGCCACAUGGUUCUUCAAACGUAUAACUUUAAUGAGGAAGACAUGUCGAUGGAUAUCAUUGGUCUUGUUGUUUUAAUUAUUAGUUUUAGAUUUUUUGCAUUUCUCGCUCUUCUCACCAAGACAUUUCGUAGAAAUUAAUGUUUUUUUUUUUUAUCAAAGAAAAUAGUACUUUAAUAUGACACAUUGAUUCAAAAUGUAUAAAUGUUUUUUUUUUGUAAUUUUUUAUAUGUUCUUGAUUGUUGAAAUAAAUAUUGAAUAAUUAAAAUAA
Molecule: messenger RNA, 2578 nt
Organism: Aphidius gifuensis
Lineage: Eukaryota; Metazoa; Arthropoda; Insecta; Hymenoptera; Braconidae
Product: protein white-like
Exons: 10
Coding region: 385-2448 (687 amino acids)
Biological process (GO): transmembrane transport
Cellular component (GO): plasma membrane
Molecular function (GO): ABC-type transporter activity; ATP binding; ATP hydrolysis activity
Source: RefSeq, a predicted model, not a curated record